Messenger RNA from Gastrolobium bilobum, 2572 nucleotides. Its product is annotated as probable LRR receptor-like serine/threonine-protein kinase At1g63430. The coding region runs from base 324 to 2306 and encodes 660 amino acids. The transcript has 13 exons. Lineage: Eukaryota; Viridiplantae; Streptophyta; Magnoliopsida; Fabales; Fabaceae. Gene Ontology annotation, biological process: protein phosphorylation. Gene Ontology annotation, molecular function: protein kinase activity; protein binding; ATP binding. The record is from RefSeq and is a predicted model, not a curated record.
ACUUGAGUCCAGUGCCCGCAACUUGUUUGGUCUAUUAUCUCAACCAGCUAGAUAGCUGGUUAUCUUUGAUAUCUUUGUAUUUUCAAAACCUGCUAACUCAACUCACACUAGCAGUAUACUGUAUGCAAACUUUUAGAACCUUUGAACUUGUUGUAGCUUAUAUUCUUUCAUAAAUAUAAAUUUCUCCCUCCUAGUCUGAGAUAUCCUGUUUUUCCUUUCUUGUUCUCAUGAGUUAUACUUUUUUCUUUGAAAGUGCUCUUUGGGUUUUGUUAGUUAGAUAGAAGUGAAGUGAGUGGUUAACAAGGAACAACUGUUGUGAAAAGAUGAGGUUUCGUACUUCAUUGUUGUUUCUCGGUUUUAUUUCCACGCUCUCCCUUGUGGCUUCUGAUACUCUGCCCUCAAAUGAAGUUUGGGCGCUUACAAGCUUCAAAGAAGCUAUCUAUGAAGACCCAUAUGCAGUUUUAUCCAAUUGGAAUACGCUGGACUCAGAUCCUUGUUUCUGGUUUGGUAUCGAAUGCACAAUGGCUCAAGAUCAUGUCAUCAAGCUAAACAUAUCAGAAUCAUUACUAAAGGGGUUUCUUGCACCAGAGUUGGGACAAAUUACCUUCUUGCAAGAACUAAUUUUGCACGGCAACAAUCUCAUUGGAAUAAUACCUAAAGAGUUGGGAGUGUUGGAAUCUCUCAAGGAGUUGGAUUUGGGAAUGAAUCGGUUAUCGGGACCAAUUCCUCCAGAGAUUGGGAAUUUAACCCAAGUUGUGAGCAUAAACCUGCAGUCUAACGGGUUGACUGGUAGGCUACCUCCUGAGCUUGGAAAUUUGAGAUACCUUCAAGAACUUCGGCUGGAUAGGAAUAAGCUUCAAGGACCUAUUCCUGCUGGUGUCAGUUCGGAUUUUGCUUCAAAUAUGCAUGGGAUGUAUGCAUCAAACGAGAAUAUUACUGGCUUCUGUCUUUCGUCUCAAUUAAAAGUAGCAGACUUUUCAUAUAAUUUUUUAGUUGGUACCAUACCCAAAUGCUUGGAGUAUCUUCCCAGGUUAAGCUUUCAAGGGAACUGCCUCCAGAGCAAUGAAUUAAAUCAGCGGCCUUCCAUGCAAUGUGCUGGUGCUUCACCUGCCAAGAGCCAGCCAGUGGUGAACCAAAACCACCAACCUGCUGAAUAUGUGCCCAAGCAUCACGGAGCACCAAAACCUGCUUGGCUUUUGGCUCUGGAAAUAGUAGCGGGAACUAUGGUUGGUUCUCUCUUCCUGGUUGCUGUUCUCGCUGCUUUUCAGAGGUGUAACAAAAAAUCAUCUAUCAUUAUUCCUUGGAAAAAAUCUGCAAGCCAGAAGGACCAUAUAUAUAUAGACCCCGAUGUGUUGAAGGAUGUGAGAAGCUAUAGCAGACAAGAGCUUGAAGUGGCCUGUGAAGACUUCAGCAACAUAAUUGGGUCCUCACCAGACAGUGUGGUCUACAAGGGAACCAUGAAAGGUGGGCCUGAGAUUGCUGUAAUUUCCCUCUGCAUCAAGGAGGAGUAUUGGACAGGAUAUCUUGAACUCUAUUUUCAGAGAGAGGUGGCAGACUUGGCAAGGUUAAAUCAUGAGAAUACAGGAAAACUACUGGGCUAUUGUAGAGAGAGCACUCCAUUUACAAGGAUGUUAGUUUAUGAGUAUGCUUCAAAUGGGACACUUCAUGAUUACCUACAUUGUUAUGAAGAAGGCUGCCAGUUCUCUUGGACACGGCGCAUGAAAAUUGCUAUAGGCAUUGCACGUGGACUCACGUAUUUGCAAUCAGAAGUUGAACCUCCAUUUACUAUCUCAGAGCUGAAUUCUAGUGCUGUAUACCUUACAGAAGAAUUUUCUCCUAAGUUGGUUGAUUUUGAAAGUUGGAAGACAAUUCUUGAAAGAUCAGAAAAGAAUUCUUCUGGUUCUCUUGGCAGCCAAGGAGCUGUUUGUGUUCUUCCAAAUUCCCUUGAGGCGCGACAUCUUGAUAUCAAAGGAAACAUAUAUGCUUUUGGGGUACUUCUACUGGAGUUAAUCAGCGGGAGACCUCCAUACUGUAGGAACAAAGGGUACUUGGUGGACUGGGCCAAGGACUAUCUUGAAAAGCCAGAAGUAAUGUCACAAUUGGUGGAUCCCGAAUUGAAACAUUUUAGAUAUGAUGACCUCAAAGUGAUAUGUGAGGUAAUAACUCUUUGUAUCAAUCCUGAUACAACUUCAUGUCCAUCAAUGCGAGAAUUAUGUAGCAUGCUGGAGAGCAGAAUUGACACAUCAAUAAGCGUGGAGCUCAAGUCAUCAUCUUUGGCUUGGGCUGAACUUGAACUUUUAUCAUAAACUAGUCAAAAUUCAAAACUAACAAAUCCACACUAAAGCAGAGAUAUACAUACGCCAGUAAUACUUCUUUCCUCUUUUCUCCUCUUCAAUUUUAUUUCUAUUGUAAAUGACUGCUCAAAAAGGGUACGUGUUAGUCUUAAGCACAACAAGGGCUCGUUGUACAGCACUAGCAGACAAAUAGAAGUCCAGAAAUUGUUAAAAAGAAUAAGGUUGUACUAAACAAGUGUUUUCCUUUGUGUAUUAUAUUGAGCAUUGUGUUAUUCAUC